AUAUUGGAAAAAUAAAAUCUGAGCUUAUUUCAAUUAAUAAAAAUAUAGCAACUUGAAAAUUAUUAAAAUAUUCAAUUAAAAAGGGAAUUAGAAAAAUAAUAAGAAAAAAAAAAUGUCAUUUAUAUUAUCGCCAUUGAAUGGAUCGCUUAAAAUUACAAAACAAAAUCAUCAUAUUUUCAAAUCAUUAUUAACAAGUUCAUUAAUAAAUUUAAAUAAAUAUAAUAAAAAUUAUUUAAAUUAUUCGACUAAAAGUCACAAAGAACCAGAAAAAACAGCACUACAUAAUUUUCAUGUUGAAAAAAAUGGUAAAAUUGUUGAUUUUGCUGGUUAUUUAUUACCAGUUCAAUAUAAUGACAUGAGUAUAAGUGCAUCACAUUUACAUACAAGAAAAUCAGCAUCAAUAUUUGAUGUAUCACAUAUGUUACAAACAUAUAUGAAUGGUAAAGAUGUUGUCGAAUGUUUUGAAUUCAUUUGUACAGCUGAUAUUAAAGGAUUACCGCACAAUACUGGAACAUUAACAGUUUUUACAAAUGAAAAUGGAAAAAUUUUAGAUGAUUUAAUUGUUACAAAAAUUCGUGAUGAUUUAUUAUAUAUUGUUUCGAAUGCAGCAAUGAAACAACAAGAUAUGAAAAUUAUGGAAGAUGCUGUGAGACAUUUUAGAGCACGUGGUAAAGAUGUUUUUAUUGAAUUUUUAACACCAUCAGAACAAUCUUUAAUAGCAUUACAAGGACCAAAAGCAGCUGAAGGAUUACAAAAAUUUACAAAAGUUGAUUUAAAAAAAUUAUAUUUUAUGAAUACAACAAUGUGUGAAUUAUUUGGUGUUAGAGAUUGCCGUAUAACACGUUGUGGAUAUACGGGAGAAGAUGGUUUUGAGAUAUCUAUACCAUCCGAAAAUGUUAAAGAUAUUGUGGAAAAUAUCCUUAAUUACAAUAAUGGUGAUACAAUAAAAUUAGCUGGUCUUGGUGCUAGAGAUUCCCUACGUCUUGAAGCUGGACUAUGUUUAUAUGGAUCAGAUAUUGAUAAUACAAUAACACCAGUUGAAGCUGGUUUAACAUGGCUUGUUGCACCCAGAAGAAGAAAUGAACCAAAUUUCCCAGGUGGUACAAAAAUUGUUGAACAAAUUAAAAAUGGUGUUGAAAAACAACGUGUUGGUAUUAAAAUGUCUAGUGGACCACCAGCACGUCAUGGAGCAAUAAUUUGUAAUGAAAAUGGUCAAGAAAUUGGUCAUAUAACAAGUGGUUGUCCAAGUCCUAGUUUAGGUGGUAAUGUUGCAAUGGGUUAUAUUGAAAAAGAAUAUAAAAAAAUUGGAACAAAAAUUCAAUUAAACAUUCGAAAUAAAUUAUAUACAACUGAAAUAGCAAAAAUGCCAUUUAUAAAAACUAAUUAUUAUAUGAAACCAAAAGAUGUAUAAAAUAUACAUAAAUUAAUUGAAAUUUUA
Messenger RNA from Condylostylus longicornis, 1438 nucleotides. Its product is annotated as aminomethyltransferase, mitochondrial. The record is from RefSeq and is a predicted model, not a curated record. Gene Ontology annotation, molecular function: protein binding; aminomethyltransferase activity. The transcript has 4 exons. Gene Ontology annotation, biological process: glycine catabolic process. Bases 113 to 1411 code for a protein of 432 amino acids. Gene Ontology annotation, cellular component: mitochondrion. NCBI's taxonomy places the organism in Eukaryota, Metazoa, Arthropoda, Insecta, Diptera, Dolichopodidae.